UUACUAUUCAUUGGGUGUUCCAAUCGCCGCCCCCGGAUUCUGUGGCUGCGGACUUUGUUCCACUCUAAGCCUCCUAGGUUAGUGUCUUGUAGUUUCCAAGCUCGACGGCCAAGUCAAUGAGGCGUUCAACCACUCGAUACGACUGAUUGGUCGCCAGGGCAGAAGCUGGGCUGCUUGCUUGCUGUUGGCAAUUUGAUUUAUCAUUCUGCAUGUUUUGCUUAGCUUACGCCCAGCCUGGUUAACAACCUCUUCAGUUAUAUGGGUCUGCGUCCCAGCAGCUUGGUUCGACGUGUCAGUUUGGAUUACGGUGCCAACGUCAUCCGGGUAUAACUUCACAUCCCCAAUUUGCCUUCUUGAAAACCACGUUUGAUUUCACGACUCUUUUCGCACAUGAUUUCCUUCGUUUGUUAACUGGCUGAGUGUAUCUAAUUGCUAUAAUUGUCUUAGGGUUUCUUUUUGAACAACCGAUUUACAUUCAUUUUAUCUUCAAUCUCAUUUUGAGAUUACUGUCAGAUAAGCGGGCCCCCAUGGCUUCUCAACAUUCAAGUAAUACAGAGGGCGAAGAUGCCCAAGAAGAGAUGAUCAUGUCCGAUUCCCAUGAGAUGACCUAUGACCCAGAUCAAGAGUCGGCGAGAUUACCAGCUCCGCCCUACGACCUUAACAACUUCCCUUUUACAUUCGAACAGGCGUGUGACACGUCCCGCUCUAUGCAUAUUGAACCUGAUAGCGACCCUUCAAAGUCUCCAAGUUAUGACUGGGACGGCGAGUCAAUAACGAGCAGUGUCACAGCGUAUAGAGAAGAAAAUGGCAGGACAUAUCAUGCAUACAGUGAUGGGUCCUACCACUAUCCCAACGAUACCGUGGAACUUGAGCGGCUCGACUGGCAGUACAUAUGUUUAAAACGCCUAUUCAACGACAAAAAUUACUUCGCGCCAUGGUCCCAAGAACAACCUCCUAAGAGGGUAUUGGAUCUGGCCACAGGAACAGGCAUGUGGGCGAUCGAGAUGGCUGAAGAAUUCGAAUCAUCAACUGUCAUUGGGACAGACCUGUCGCCUAUCCAGCCUGAAUAUGUUCCGCCGAAUGUGCAUUUCUACAUCCACGACGCGAGACUGGAUGAGUGGUGGUGGCCAGAUCCUUUUGACUAUAUCCAUGGUAUACGGAUGGCCCUGGGUGCAUGGGAGGACUUUGAAACCGACGUAGCUCGAAAAGCCUACGAUCACUUAGAACCUGGCGGUUGGUUCGAGGCCCAAGAGCUACUCCCAACUCUUGGUUGCGACGAUGGAUCGAUGCCCGACGACUGGGCUCCCAACCUGCUCUUUAACGACCUGGAAGAUUGCGCGAGGAGAGAACAGCGACCGCUGGACAUUGCCAAAACAUAUAAGCAGGGGCUGAUCAACGCGGGUUUCGUGGACGUCUCGGAGCAGGUUUACAAGAUCCCAAUCAACGGGUGGGCGAAGAGUAAGAACUGGAAGACGCUCGGGGACCUGUGGAAUGUGAACUGCCUUGAUGCGAUACAAGGCGUGGCCAUGGCUCUUCUGCAUCGUGCACGUGGAUUAAAACGGCAUCAAAUCGAGGUAGAUAUUGACCUUUUCUUCCCUAAGCCGGGGUGGUGUGAUAUUGGACUAGCGCUGACCACGCCGCAGAUACACCUGAUGGAAACGCGUCGAGGACUUUCGGAUAAAUCCGUUCACGCUUACCAAAGCUGCUACGUUGUACUGGGACGAAAGCCGUUGCCACAUGAAAUUAUACCAACAUCUCCGGAGCCUCAUUAAAUGAACAUGAAUGCCAUGUAUACGUCUGUUAGAUUCUAUUCAUUGUUAUAUAUUUAUUUGUCUUAACAUAAUGAUAUGAAGUUCGUCGGUCAGGAUUUGACUGAAGAUGCCCCAGUCCAAGGCUAUGUCUAUGUCCUCCGUAUGCUCCACCGCUUUCGUGAAGACGCAGGGAUCAUAGAACAAAAUCCUGGUUCUAUCUGACCUAGUGACAAGGAAAAGAGAAAUCAAGAUCGAGAUAGCAUUUGUUACCUGAAUGCCUUUCUGUGACUCCAAUGCUUAGAUACAGAAGGGCAGGUAGCCCUGACCUCGCCCUGACCUAAG
Messenger RNA from Xylaria bambusicola, 2093 nucleotides. RefSeq names its product tam domain protein. Gene Ontology annotation, molecular function: methyltransferase activity. NCBI's taxonomy places the organism in Eukaryota, Fungi, Ascomycota, Sordariomycetes, Xylariales, Xylariaceae. The coding region runs from base 528 to 1772 and encodes 414 amino acids. The record is from RefSeq and is a predicted model, not a curated record. The transcript has 6 exons.